Messenger RNA from Fonsecaea nubica, 1272 nucleotides. RefSeq lists its product as hypothetical. The transcript has 5 exons. The record is from RefSeq and is a predicted model, not a curated record. The coding region runs from base 1 to 1272 and encodes 423 amino acids. NCBI's taxonomy places the organism in Eukaryota, Fungi, Ascomycota, Eurotiomycetes, Chaetothyriales, Herpotrichiellaceae.
AUGGUUCACUCGACCAGCAAGACGUACCAAGUCCGCUCAGAAGGCAUAUUUCGCGGAUUGCCUGUCAUUGAUCCUGCCCAGAGAAAUCUUCGAGCUAUCGUUGUCGGCGCCAGCGGUCAAUCUGGCCAACCCGUGGUGGAUGUGCUCAGCUCCAGUCCGGACCGGUGGGAGAAGAUAUAUGCCCUGUCAAGGAGACCGCCGGCCACAGAGGCGAAGAACGUCGAGCACGUAGCGGUGGACUUGCUCUGGGAGCCUGGUCAAAUUGCGAGUGCCUUGCGGAAACACAAAGUCCAGGCUGAUUACAUCUUCUACUUCGGCUAUGUCCAGGUUGCAAGACAAGGCUCCGACUCAGAGGUGUUUGGGGAUGCAAAUCACUUGGCUGAAACGAAUGGGCGGCUCUUUGAGAACUUUCUUUCCGCCUUGGACCAAGCAGAUGUUCAGCCCCGGCGAAUCUUGCUUCAAACUGGAGGAAAGAACUACGGCGUCCACCAAGGCCACGUCAACGUCCCUCUGACCGAAGGAGCUCCUCGCGUCGAGUUGGAGCCCAACUUCUAUUACACCCAAGAAGAUUUGUUGGUCAAGUAUGCCAAAACUCACCCGGGGGUCAGCUACAACGUGACAAUGCCGCAGUGGAUUCUGGCCGCCGUCGCCGGUACAGACAUGACCAUCUUCUAUCCGCUUGCAGUCUAUGCCGCCGUUCAACGAAAGCUGAACCAGCCCCUGAGGUAUCCCGGGGAUUUUGUAUCUUGGGAUAACAAUCAUCCCAUAUCCUCAGGUUUCAUUCUGGGUACAUUUUACGAGUGGUUAGUCUUGAACCAAGGCACGGCAGGGGAGUCUUUCAACAUCACCGAUGGCUCCGAGUUCACUUUCUCAAAGUUGUGGCCAAUUCUGGCAUCCUGGUUUGGCUUAGAGUGGCUUGCACCUCAGGAGAACGCCAGUUACCACGAGGUAGAGCUGCCAUUUGUCCCGAGAGGAUACGGCCCAAAGGGAAAACUCCGGUCAACUUUCAGCUUCAUCGAGUGGGCAAAGGAGCCCGCAACUCGGCGAGCCUGGGCUGAGCUGAAGCAAGAAUACGGGCUCAAUACCGAGCCUUUGCAAGAUCCCGACAAGACUUUUGCUUUUCUACAGUUUGCGCUCGAGCUGACAUGGUCCUGGCAAACGAGCAUGGACAAAGCCCGCAAGUUUGGUUGGCAUGGUACUGUGGAUUCUAUCGAAUCUAUCCAUGCGGUAUUCAAAAAGUUUACCGAGAUGAAAAUGCUUCCACCGUUCUGA